AGAGGCUGCCGCUCCGUCUUUCGGACAGUCGUGACCCGAUUGAUGCUCGACCGUCACCUUCCUGGUAGGAAACGCUGAGAUCAGAGGGUCUGUGGCAGGCGGUGAAACCAAACCCAAGGUGAUUGGGUGCAGUGAUGACAGAGGAGUGAGGGAGUCGGUGACAAAGAGGGAGGGAGGAAGAGCCAAGUAGUUUGCUGAAGGUGCAGAUCUGACACCAGAUCAGAUCAUCGGGGAGGAGAGACACACGAGGUCGACCGAAAGAAAGAAGAGAAGACGGAGAAAGACAGAAAAGAAGUCUUCAGAAAUGGAAGAUUGGUUAUAGUAGUCGCCUGAUGUGGACCAGAUACCGCGGGGGGACACGAGACCAGCCGCAGGCCCCGAAAACUUCACCAAUCCUCCACCCUCCUCGCCGCCACACAACCAUCUCUGCAGUCGCCGCUUGUCGACAGGUGUCGAUGAAACAUGGCCUUGCUCCUCUUGGUUUUGGCGGCCGCCGUCUUCGUCUCCAUGGUCCUCCUGGCUGUCGUCUGCCUGCACUGCAGGAACAAAGGCCCGCUGGUCUCCAUCAGGCAAGGAAAUUCUACAGAGGAGUACAUGCCAUCCAAUCAAUUCAGAGUUAUCCAUCCAUCCCAGCCAAACCUUGACCUGAACCUCAGUCACUCUUCCUCCCACCUGCUGUCACCUUUCUCACCUUUAGUUGUUCCUGGAACUCAACGGAGACACACAUCCUUCACCCCGACAGAAAAUGAGAGUAUUCCAAGUUAUGAAAAUCCAGGAGAUGGACAUUACAUAAACGCAGAGAGUGACCCAGAAGACCCCGGAUACAUAAUCGUGUUGCCCGAAGGUGAGACUCAGAAUCAGAGCCGAGCCUCGACGCCCAGUUCAGACGUUCUACACGAUUAUGAGAACGUCCCAGAGAAGAAAGAGGACAGAGAGUACCUGAAUGUGGAUCCGCUGGGUCUUUCAAUAUCAACACCAGAAUUGUCGGCCCAAAGCGACAGCGAUGACGAAGACGACGAUGAUGACGAUGACGACGAUGAUGAUGAGGGGAACUACGUCAACGUGAGCGAAACGACGCAGGCUAUCUGACCUCUGACUGCCUGACCACAGUGAGCUAUUCAACUGCCAUCUACAUCUCUCUGCCUCCACCUUUAAACCUGCGACGGCGUUAAUUUAAAAGAGCUGAACGACUAAGAAAAGAAACUGAGAAUGAAGAACGACUCUGGGCGGAGAACAGGAACUCUUUGUUUCUGAAGGUUCAGCUGAGGCAGUUUGUCUGAUUUCUGAUCUGUGUUGUUACGGUUUUAGGUUUAUCAGGUUUCUUAAAGUGAUCUAAAAACAAUCCAGCAGGGCCCAGAUUCAGAAAACAGAUUUAAAAAGCCUUGUGUGUGCAUGUUUCUGUUUUAUAACUCAAGUGAAAUUAAGAACAUGAAGAUACAUUCCCAAUCUCACGUACAGAAAAUAACCUGUUAUAUAAAAUGAUCAACCCGUUGGACACAAAACAAAAGUAAUUUUUUAUUAAUAAAUAAUCCCGCUAUCUUGAGAAGACAAGUUGUUUUAUUCAGAUAAAUUAAUGUUUUAUCUCAAGAUAACAAAGCUCAAUUUCUUUAGAUAACGAAACAAUUAACUUGUGAUCUUGAGAUAACGUAAUAGCAAGCCCGUCUGUUCGGGGAAUCUGCCUUUUGUUUUCUUUGAACAAAUUAUUGAGAUGUGAUUCAAGAUAACAACAAUUGCAGCUGCAUCCGUGUGAGGAAUCUGCCUUUUUGUUUACUUGAUACCGAGAUAAAUAACUUCUUAUUGAAGAAGAAGCGUUCUUCAGAGCACAGCCUCUCAGCCUUUUGCUUUCUCCAGAUCAAUUAACGUCAUAUCUUGAGAUAAAAAUAAAUCGAGAAUUAAACAAAAUAAUUGCAUUCACGUCGGUUUGAGGAAUUAGCUCAUUGUUUUCUCAAGAAAACCAAAUAAUUUACUUUAAAUCUUGAGAUAACGACAUUAUUGAAAUAAUUGCACAGCUGUUUAUGUGAACAGGCUUUUGUUUUCUCAAGAUAAAUUAACUUAUUUUGAGAAAACAAAGCUCGUUUUCCAAGAAAACAAAAUAAUUAAUUCGUGAUCUGCAGAUAACGGAAUAAAAAAAAACCUGCUAACGCGCCUGUUCUCGGCUUCCGUAGUUUUCAUUUUAUAGACAACAACCGUCUUUCUACGACUAACUGUUCAGUUCUGCUACAUGAGCUAAAUGCUAACAUCAGAUCUCAAUCCAUUCAAAGUAGAAAAUAAUUUCUACUGCACACAUUUAGGUUUUCUUUAAUGUUUUUUUUGUAAAUUUGACCUCUGAACAUAAUUACUGAUGGAUAGAAUCACUGUGAGCACCCAGACAGACUGAACCUGAAACUCGGGGAACACUAAAUUAAAAUCCAGAAUAAUCGAACGGUUGUCGGCAGGCGAGCGGUCGACACUUCAUUCUCCUGUCAGGCUUCAGAAAAUGUCACCAAAAGUCCCUCGUUGGUUCAGAUUCUUCUGUAGUUUUUUCUGUUUUACCGGCUGUUAAUGUCUUCACUGGUAACCCUUUCCUCCACAGCGCCUCAUCACCAGAGGCGUUUCCAUGUUUGAGCUUUACUUCGAUUUUACUGACAACUCCUGAGAAUGUCUUUAAUUCACAAAUUGUUUUUUUUUCUACUGUAUUUAUGUGUUGUUACCGUGGUUACUGUUGUCUCUGGAUCUGUAAUCCACUUGUGUGAACUAGAAAUGUUUUUGUUUCUUUAACUACAAUUCAAUUAAAAUGUAACAAAAUGUUGAA
This is a messenger RNA of Morone saxatilis (striped sea-bass), 2791 nucleotides long. RefSeq names its product nucleolin-like. Bases 463 to 1089 code for a protein of 208 amino acids. The transcript has 12 exons. The record is from RefSeq and is a predicted model, not a curated record. Lineage: Eukaryota; Metazoa; Chordata; Actinopteri; Moronidae.